AUGCAGAGCACCGUCUCCAAUGGCAAGCACGCCGGGCCCGUGUGGCAGGUGCGCUGGCUGGACCGCGGCCCCGAGCGCGAGGAGGUGCUGCUGUCUAUCAGCACAGACGGCCGCCUGGUGCAGUGGUCAACAGAGAAAGGCCUGGAGCACACCGUGCUGCUGCGCCUGCGCCGCGUGCCGCACCACAUCGGCGGCGGCGGGCUGCCGCCCGCGCCGCGCAGGGCCGAGGAGGCGGCGGCGGCGGGAGCAGCGGCGGGUGCAACAGCGGCGCAGCAGCUGCAGCAGCGGGAGACGCAGGCGCGUGCAGACCGAGGCGCCGCGGCGGGAGAUAAGCAGCAGCCGGCAGGCACGAGGCGCCCCCCUCAGCCUGACGGGCACCCCGCCCAGGAGCAGCGGCAGGAGCAGCGGGAGCAGCAGCGGGGGCGGGGGCAGCAGCGGGAGCCGCUGGUGGGUGCGGCUGUGGAGAGGGACGCGUUUAUCAGCCGCUCGGCCGGCGGUCUAUGCUUCGAUUUCAGCCCAAGGGAUGGCAGCAUUUACCUGGCAGGCACCGAGGACGGCUGGGUCCACAAGUGCAGCACCUCCUACAGCGGGCAGUACCUCGAGUCGUACCGCGGCCACCUGGGGGCGGUACACCGCGUCGCCUGGUCGCCGUACCGCCAGGACCUCUUCCUGUCGGCGUCGGGGGAUGGCGGCCUGAGGCUGUGGCAGGAGGGGCGCGCGGGGGCGCCGCUGAUAUCAUUCCAGGGCGGCGGCGAGGAGGUGGUCGACGCUGCGUGGUGCCCGGGCAGCUCGACUGCGUUCGCCGCGGUGACGUCGGGCGGCAGGCUUGAGGUCUGGGACUUUGCGGCGUCGACGCUGCGGCCCGCCGCGCAGCACGUGAGCACCAAGGCGCGCGCGACGGCGGUCAGCUUUGCGCCGCGCGGCGCGCCGGUGCUCGUCGCUGGUGGGGACGCGGGCGGGCUGAUGGUGUUUCGGGCCUUCAACCUUUCGGACGAGCGCGGGGAGGGGAGGGAGGCGCAGAUGGCGCGGCUGGAGGAAGCCAUCAGGGCCAACGCGGCCAAGGCGCCGGCUGCGGCGGCGGCGGCGACGGGGCGUGGCGGCUCCUGA
Molecule: messenger RNA, 1107 nt
Organism: Monoraphidium neglectum
Lineage: Eukaryota; Viridiplantae; Chlorophyta; Chlorophyceae; Sphaeropleales; Selenastraceae
Product: WD repeat-containing protein 78
Exons: 3
Coding region: 1-1107 (368 amino acids)
Biological process (GO): cilium movement
Cellular component (GO): axonemal dynein complex
Molecular function (GO): dynein light chain binding; dynein heavy chain binding
Source: RefSeq, a predicted model, not a curated record